ACUGACACCUUAUGUUAUCAUAUUUAAACUAAACAAAAUAGAAGGUAACAAGAGAUGUACAUAGCCAUGUUUGUUAGAGAACUCUCUAUAUACAUCAAAAGAGAAGUUAGGGAAAUGAGUUUCCAAAUUAUUACCACAAUAGUCUUUACUUUGUCUAUGGCAUUUUUUGUACUACUAUUAGGAAUGUUUAUCAAUGACCAAUUCAAGAAGAUUGUUAUUUAUGAAGAUUUCUACUUCCCUCAUCAACUCACCACAAAAUUCUCACCAAUGUACAAUCUCUCUGUCGUCUCGACACAUCUUGUUUGUAACUCUUCAUCUAAUUCUAGUACUUCCAAUAGUAGCAUGGAGUUGAAAGAUUGGCUUUCUCCUAAGGAUCUUUGGCACGCGAUGAACGACGAAGAACUAAUGUGGAGAGCUUCCAUGGUGUCUCAAAUAAAGGAUUACCCUUUUAAUAGAACUCCAAAAGUGGCAUUCUUGUUCUUAACAAGAGGAAGAUUGCCAUUGGCACCACUUUGGGACAUGUUCUUUAAAGGAAAUGAAGAUAUCUUCUCAAUAUACCUACAUACUUCACCAGAUUUCAACUAUGAGCCUCCUCCAUCAUCUGUGUUUUAUAAAAGAAGGAUACCUAGCCAGGCAGUACAAUGGGGAAGAGCAAGUAUGAUCGAUGCAGAGAGACGACUUUUAGCAAAUGCACUCCUCGACAUCUCUAAUGAAAGAUUCAUAUUACUCUCCGAAACAUGCAUUCCUUUGUUCAACUUCACUACAAUUUAUAAUUUCCUAACAAAAUCCAACCAAAGUUUCCUAGGAUUAUUCGACGAUCCGAGGAAAAUAGGUCGCGGGAGGUACAACAAACGUAUGUAUCCGAUCAUAACAAUUUCAGAUUGGCGAAAGGGCUCGCAAUGGUUCGAAGUUCAUCGCGAACUCGCCCUUAAAAUUAUCUCCGAUGUGACAUAUUACCCUGUUUUUAAGAACUAUUGUACACCACCUUGUUACAUGGACGAACAUUACUUGCCAACAUUAGUGAACAAAGUUUGUCCUAAAUUAACGUCGAAUUGGAGCGUUAUGUGGGCCGACUGGUCAGCUGGCGGUUCGCACCCGACAACAUUUUUGAGGAAAGAUGUGACGGAGGAGUUUUUGGAUAGUGUUAGGUAUGGGUUUAAUUGUAGUUAUAAUGGAGAGUUGAGCUCAAUUUGUUUUCUUUUUGGGAGGAAGUUUCAUCCUAGUACUUUGCAACCUUUACUUAGGAUUGGACCAAAGUUGUUUGGUUUUGGUUGACCGAUUAUUUCCUUGUCUUUUUAUAGAGUUUAUAAGUAUUUUCGAGGGACGGUAUAAAAAAUAUUUACAAAAUCAAAUCGCUUGUAAUAAUUGAGUAUCAUCAACC
Messenger RNA from Nicotiana attenuata, 1381 nucleotides. RefSeq lists its product as uncharacterized. NCBI's taxonomy places the organism in Eukaryota, Viridiplantae, Streptophyta, Magnoliopsida, Solanales, Solanaceae. Gene Ontology annotation, molecular function: glycosyltransferase activity. The transcript has 2 exons. Gene Ontology annotation, cellular component: membrane. The record is from RefSeq and is a predicted model, not a curated record. Bases 55 to 1275 code for a protein of 406 amino acids.